UUAAACCAACAAUGGAAACCAUUUGCUGAUUCACAUAUUAUAAGUAUAAUUUUUUUAUUAUAAAUUUUUAAAAUGGAUAACAAUCAGGAAACCAAAAAAUGUUUUUGUGCAAGAUGUUUUCUACCUAUAAAUUCAGAAGAUAAAGUUGAUGUUGAUGGUCAAAAUUUUCAUAGAAUCUGUAGCAUGUGCUGUGUUUGUCGUACCAUUCCAUCGUCCUUGAAAAUGUUCUACGGUCACGUGUUCUGUAACGACUGUUUUAAAAGUCACGUGAUGUCGCGAUUUAAAGGCGACAGUUCUCGUGUGUCUUCAAACAGCUGGUGGAUGCACUCGACGAUGGGAUCUCGAACUUCAGGAAGUGAAAACAAAGGGAAUGAAGAUGACGUUCCUGAAAAACCAUCAGAGAACCCCCCGAAGCGUUUUAUUUGCGCUCGUUGUUUGCAAUCUGUGGACGAAAGUGAAAAAGUUACCAUCGGUAACGACAGUUUCCACAGUCAAUGCGCCAAAUGCUAUUUUUGCCACAAAGUUCCGACAUCCAACUUGAAGAUUUACUACGGACAGGUGUUUUGCGAGGAAUGCUUCCAUCGCAACGUUCUUAACCGUAAUCAAGAUAAUCCAUCGGAGUUCUUUAAGACCUGCUUUGAACAAUGGCAGAAUAAUACCCAGUUCGCCGAAAACAUGAGGGAUUUCAUGGCUGGGAAUAAAGAGUCGGCACCUUUCAUUUUCAUGACACAAGGCCAGCAGCCACCGUUUUGUAGAUGUGGAACAGGACCUCAAGAAUGGUGUCAACCCAAUGAGCCUCGGAAAUCUGCGACCAACUUUACACCAUCUUUCGAGGCAGACUCUUUGGAAUGUUCGUUUGGAAACGGAAAUGAAAUUGGAAAUUCAGUAUCCGUUAACGAAUCAGCAAAUCAAGAUAAUUCGAACAUCGAAGCAGCUGAAAAAAUUGAAAAACUAACGAAAUACAUUCACAAUAGACAUGGAAAAAAAGAGGAUAUUGAUAACGCAUGGAAAUUACUAGAUCGAAAUAAAAAGAGCCAGUCGUUUGAUGGUUGGAAGGAUUUGCAAGAUGAGAAGCUUAGUUCGUUGAAAUGUCCCAAAUGUUUGUGGCAGUGUGGCUCUAUUUACGUUACUAAUAAUAUUUGAACAUAAAAAUUGUUUGCCGAUAGAGAUAAUUUAGAAUAAAGUGUAUUGUCAUGA
Molecule: messenger RNA, 1197 nt
Organism: Vanessa atalanta (red admiral)
Lineage: Eukaryota; Metazoa; Arthropoda; Insecta; Lepidoptera; Nymphalidae
Exons: 5
Coding region: 73-1143 (356 amino acids)
Source: RefSeq, a predicted model, not a curated record